Messenger RNA from Drosophila grimshawi, 1026 nucleotides. Its product is annotated as facilitated trehalose transporter Tret1. The record is from RefSeq and is a predicted model, not a curated record. Gene Ontology annotation, molecular function: transmembrane transporter activity. NCBI's taxonomy places the organism in Eukaryota, Metazoa, Arthropoda, Insecta, Diptera, Drosophilidae. Gene Ontology annotation, cellular component: membrane. Gene Ontology annotation, biological process: transmembrane transport.
AUGAUUAACUUGUUGGAUCAGUCGCUGCUUAAUCCAAAAACACGUUACCAACUGCUGGCAUCUACUAUAGUGAACAUUCUCACAUUUGGCCAUGGCGUUGGAAUUGGUUGGCUGUCGCCGGCACUAACAAAAAUAGAAUAGCCCGACACUCCCCUCGACUUUCAAAAGGGGCAUCGAUGAGAUAUCCUGGCUGGGCUCCAUGCUGGGCUUGGGCAGCCUCGCUGGGAAUCUGACUAUAGCAUUUUUUCUGGAAUGAGUUCGCCGAUAGUACAAUUCGGGGCUCAUUGACAUCUAUGGUAAUGUUAUCUGUUAAUUCUGGAGUACUCGUUGGCUACAUAAUGAGCACCUAUCUGGCUUAUCACACAUUUCUAGAGUACUUUAUUGCAAAUCUUUUUCUGCCCGAAACUGCGGCAUAUCUUUUAAAACAAAGUAAACUGAAUGAAGCGGAGAGAUCUUAUAGAUACUAUCAAAAUCAGCGGCUCUCCGAUGCGGACUUUGAGGAGCUGCGAUCGGCGAUAGAUGCUCAACAGACACAAAAUAAAAUAGCUCUGACUUAUAGGGAUUUAAUUACCAGUCCAGCACUUAAGGGCUUAAGGACAUCGACCAUACUUGUACAUAUUGUUGGACAUCGCAUUCUCAUUUUGAUCUCCACUUUGGGCGUUGCCUUGAGCUGGAUUACCUUCGGAUUAUUCACUUACUUAGCUCAACUGUACGAUCUGAACGAUCAAAACUGGCUGCCGUUGAUGCUGAUGAUACUCAUCAUUUAUUUGGGAAAUGUUGGACUUAUCGGAGUGUUUUUCGUGGUACUAGUGGAGCUGUUUCCGGCGAAGAUACGUUCUCUAGGCACAUCCAUCUCAGUUGUGUUUCUGAGUGUUUUAAUUUUUUGCACAUUAAAAUUAUUUCCACUUUUGUUGCAUUAUUAUGGCAUACGGGUUUCGGCUGCUUCCAGCCUCUUAACAUUUGUAUACUUUUUGUUUUUCUUGCAAGAGACUAAAGGCAAGUCUAUGGUUGAGGAUUGAGUUGUGU